AUGCCGCCAUCGCCGUCGCCGCCGCCGCAUGCCCUCGUAUUCCCACCCUCGCGGCGCCACGCUCUCGCCAGCCUGCCGCAGUUUGAGAAAGCCACUCCACAGCAGCACGAGACGAUAACACCGGCAAUGCUCCGGGCGCGGGCGCUCACGACCAAGGCGAAGCCCGACCUGCACGUCGACGGCCUGUACACGCCGACGGGGUUCGCGACGCAGGACAUCCGCGCGCUGGGCCGCUUCCCCGACUACGCCGUGCUGGCCGGCGUGCGCCACCCCGAGCCGGUAGGGCCCGGCUGGGACAUCGCCAGGGCCGUCUUCCGGCCCUACCGCCCGUUCCGCUGGGGCUAUCACCAGCACAUGGCCCUGAUGAAGUACGAGCCCGACUGGUGGGUCGAGCUGGAGCGCGGCUACACCAAGACCAUGGCGGCGCGGCAGGCGCUCCUGCAAACGCACGGCGACAGGAUCUUCUUUGCCGGCUCCGGCGCCGCCGACCUCGCCGCCCGCGAGCUGAUGGAAAUGCUGCUGCAGUUCCUGUGCCGGCGGUACCCGGCGCACUUCCGCCUCGAGCGCGGCGGCGACGUGCUUGUCAACGGCCUGCUGGGCACGGUGACCGACUUGGUGAGCACGCCGCCGCUGCGCGUGCUCUUUGAGAACGUCCCCGAGGACUACGCCAUCAUGCUGCGCAACGAGGAUGACGGGCUGUACUACCUGCGCGCGGCCAUGGUGUGUUCGUCGGUCGGGUGGGACAUCGCACAGCACCGUGACUCGCCGCUGCGGGCCAUCCACACGCACGUGCCCGACGCGGGCCGCAUGGCCAUGAGCAUGGAUCGGUGGUUCAGCCGGCUGGCCACGGACACGCCCGUCAGCCGGUGCAGCUGGAGCCUCGAGGACUGGGAGGUCAUGUUCACGUCGCCCGAGGCGGACGCGGGGUGGACGCGCAGCGCGUUCGCGGGCCGGCCCGACGCGUUGAACGUCGGUGACAUCCGCCUGCGCUGCGACGCCCAGACGCUGCGCCGCCUGCCCGUCAGUGGUGCUGUCGUGUUCAGCUUCAAGGCCGUCUUCACGCCGCUCGCUGAGCUGCGCGGCGAGCCCUUUGUUCCCGCGCUGCUGCACCGCGUGCUGCGCGACGGCAAGGCGAAUCUCAUUGGCUACAAGUGUGUUGACAAUGUGCGGCGUGUGGCUAUGGAGGCGCUGGAGAUGUGGGCGGCCGAGCAGGCCGAGCAGGGAAUAGUGCCGCCUGACUGGGAGGUGGGCACGCUGGACGAAAGCCCCUUUUUCCCCGGCUGGCGGGAGAAGUUGCGGCGGCAGCAGGGCUUCUAG
Molecule: messenger RNA, 1317 nt
Organism: Lasiosphaeria miniovina
Lineage: Eukaryota; Fungi; Ascomycota; Sordariomycetes; Sordariales; Lasiosphaeriaceae
Exons: 3
Coding region: 1-1317 (438 amino acids)
Source: RefSeq, a predicted model, not a curated record